Molecule: messenger RNA, 588 nt
Organism: Haemonchus placei
Lineage: Eukaryota; Metazoa; Nematoda; Chromadorea; Rhabditida; Trichostrongylidae
Source: the annotation of a GenBank genome assembly
AUGAGUAGUAGCCGUGAAAAGAAAAGAAGUAUAAAGUGUGCGGCUCAUGAAAUUGUUAAAGGAAUACCAAAUUCUCAAGAGGACAGGGUACUCGAUUUGCCUUCAGUCUCGACGACACCUGCGUAUGAAUGUUUUGCUGAACGAAUUUCAGACUCGAGCGCGAUAGCAAAAUUUGAAGAGGAUGCUCAAGUUGGUGAUAUUCUUAUAGUCAAAGUCAAACGAUGUGAUAUUGUGGGUGCAUAUGUGAAGCCUUUAUGUUUUGCCACACGAAUUAAACGUGAUUUGGAGUGGCUGGAUUUACAGUUGCUCACGCCUUUAUCAGCGCUUUCACGUCGCAUAUCUGUAGGUCAAUAUCUAGAGGCCCGAAUAUCAAGCGUAAAUCCAGUCAAAGUCGAGCUACUUGAAUUGAAAACACCGUUCUUUUGUCUUUUCGCUCUUUCAAUUAUGACUAUUGAGGCUCCACCGCUGUCUUCGAAUGAACUCCCAGAGUAUUUCAGGAUUGGCCGAGAGUUGCCGCGGCAUACUGAUUUGCGGACCUACAUUGAGGAUAGCAAAAUGAUGCGGAACACGUAUCUUGCGGAAACGCUU